Molecule: messenger RNA, 925 nt
Organism: Rubroshorea leprosula
Lineage: Eukaryota; Viridiplantae; Streptophyta; Magnoliopsida; Malvales; Dipterocarpaceae
Source: the annotation of a GenBank genome assembly
AAAAGGGUAUUUAACUUUGCUGUUAAAAGAUUGGACAAGAUGGUGAUAGACAGCGAGCAAGAAUUUCAAGUAGAAAUAAGUGCAAUUGGCAAGACAAACCACAAGAAUCUUGUGCAGCUGCUAGGAUUUUGCAAUGAAGGACAACGUUGGCUUUUGGUGUAUGAAUACAUGAGCAAUGGAUCUUUAGCAUCUUAUCUUUUUGGGAAUUCGAGGCCUCGUUGGUAUAGAAGAACUCAAAUUGCUUUUGGAACUGCAAGAGGGCUUGCUUAUUUGCAUGAAGAGUGCAGCAACCAGAUCAUACACUGUGACAUCAAGCCUCAGAAUAUCCUACUAGAUGACUCCUUGACAACAAGAAUUUCAGACUUUGGAUUGGCAAAACUUUUGAAGACAGACCAGACACGAACUGUUACCGCAAUUAGUGGUACAAAAGGAUAUGUUGCUCCAGAAUGGUUCAAAAGCAAGCCUGUCACAGUCAAAGUUGACAUUUAUAGCUUUGGAAUGUUGUUGCUAGAGCUCAUUUGUUGUAGGAAGAGUUUUGAUCAAGAUGCAAAGGAUGAAAAUCAAAUGAUAUUGGCUGAUUGGGCAUACGAUUGCUAUGAAGAAAGGAGAAUGUAUAUGCUAGUGCAAGAAGAUGAAGAGGCAAUUCAGGAUAUAGAAAGGGUAGAGAAGUUUGUGAUUAUUGCCGUUUGGUGCAUUCAAGAUGAUCCAUUGCUAAGACCCACUAUAAGAGAGUCUCACAGAUGCUAGAAGGAGCUAUUGAAGUUGCUUUUCCUCCAAAAUCUUUCGAUUGAUCAGUUCAAUACUCAUCUUCAACUGCCUCAUUAUCUAUUGAAAAAAAAAAGAUUUAUUAGUCAAUAUUAUUGAAUAAAUUUCGUUGGGUGAAAUCUAGCUAUUGUAUGCUCAUGAAUAUAAAGAUGUUUUACAA